AUGGGCGAGAGGAGGAAUAGUGUAUUUGUGUUGUCAGCAGAACACGAUGGCAUCAUAGCUGUGGAAUCUGGGAUGAUGACUGUCCGUCAGAAACGCCUCCAGCAAAGAGCUGAAUACCUUCUCUCAUCAUUAGAGCAGAGUGAUGUUUUGCAGGGACUGGCAUAUAAUCAAGACACUGUUUGGAUCUUUAUUCCGGUGUCUGCUUUGGUUUCAGAGUCUCUGUGGACUUCCUUUGCUGAUGGCAGAGUGAAACUGAGAAUAGAUAACUCAUGUCCGCAAACCCCCAUAACGGUCCAUCAGAUGUUCAAGGAGAGCCUAGAAAAAUAUGGAUCUCUUAAUGCUUUGGCUAGCAAAAAGAAUGGAAAGUGGGAGAAGAUAACUUUUUCAGAGUAUUACUGCCUUUCCAGGAAAGCAGCCAAGAGCUUCUUGAAGCUUGGUCUUGAACGAUUCCACAGUGUAGCAAUCCUUGGAUUUAAUUCUCCAGAAUGGUUCAUCUCAGCUGUUGGAGCUGUUUUUGCUGGAGGAAUUGUCACAGGAAUAUAUACAACCAAUUCUCCAGAGGCCUGCCACUACAUCGCUUAUGAUAGCAAAACCAAUAUCAUGGUUGUGGAAAAUCAGAAGCAACUGGACAAGAUAAUGCAGAUCUGGAAUCGCUUGCCACACUUGAAAGCAGUUGUGCUAUCUAAGGACUCCAUUCCAGAGAGACAUCCAAAUUUGUAUACGAUGGAAGAGUUUCUGGAGUUGGGAGACGACAUAUCUGAUACUACUUUGGAUGAUAUUAUUAACUCCCAAAAGCCGAAUCAGUGCUGUGUACUAGUAUACACGUCCGGAACAACUGGGAAGCCGAAAGGAGCCAUGCUGAGUCAUGACAAUGUAACUUGGACAUCAGCACAUUGCAGCAGAGCAGGAGAUAUGCAACCUGCAGAGGUCCAACAGGAGUCUAUAGUCAGUUAUCUCCCACUCAGCCACGUAGCUGCGCAGAUGUAUGACCUGUGGACUGGAAUCAAAUGGGGAGAGCAAGUUUACUUUGCUGAGCCAGAUGCUCUGAAGGGCAGCUUGAUCAACACACUAAAAGAAGUGCAGCCAACAUCUCACAUGGGAGUUCCCCGAGUAUGGGAGAAAAUCAUGGAGAAAUUAAAGGAUGCUUCUGCUCAGUCAGGAUUUAUGAAGAAGAAAAUCCUGUCAUGGGCUAUGUCACUUAGCUUAGAGAGAAACCUAAACUGCUCAAGCAGCAGUGAUUUAAAGCAGUUCUGGACGAGAUUAGCAGACUACUUAGUGCUUGCAAAAAUACGCGGUGCGCUGGGUCUUUCUUGCUGUCAGAAGCACUUUUGUGGUGCUGCUCCUCUCAACGAAGAAACGCUGUAUUUCUUCUUGGGUCUGAACAUCACUCUGUAUGAGGCCUAUGGGAUGAGUGAGACCACAGGUCCGCAUUGCCUAUCUGGGCCUCGUAUUUACAGGCAGCACAGCUGUGGUAAACCAGCACCUGGCUGCAGGGUGAAAUUGGUGGAUGAAGAUGCAGAAGGCAAUGGAGAGAUCUGUUUCUGGGGAAGGACUGUUUUCAUGGGUUAUUUAAAUAUGGAAGACAAAACAAAAGAAGCCUUUGAUGAGGAUGGGUGGCUACAUUCUGGAGAUCUGGGAAAACUAGACAAGGAUGGCUUUCUCUAUGUCACUGGAAGAAUUAAAGGUGUGCAGUGUCGACUAGAGAGAGAAAUAGCUUUGAUAGUUGCAAGAUCAAUGCCUAUUCCACAUGAGAAGGUUGACUGGAAGUUAUUUCUCAUCAUGGUUCUCGUGGAGCAGUAG
Messenger RNA from Tauraco erythrolophus (red-crested turaco), 1800 nucleotides. Lineage: Eukaryota; Metazoa; Chordata; Aves; Musophagiformes; Musophagidae. The record is from RefSeq and is a predicted model, not a curated record.